Molecule: messenger RNA, 3517 nt
Organism: Rhinichthys klamathensis goyatoka
Lineage: Eukaryota; Metazoa; Chordata; Actinopteri; Cypriniformes; Leuciscidae
Gene: gpr52
Product: G protein-coupled receptor 52
Exons: 2
Coding region: 1465-2577 (370 amino acids)
Biological process (GO): G protein-coupled receptor signaling pathway
Cellular component (GO): membrane
Molecular function (GO): G protein-coupled receptor activity
Source: RefSeq, a predicted model, not a curated record
AAGGGAGGGAGCGAAUGUGAUCGAGAGGCACAGUGGAAGAGAGAGUGAGACUGCGAAGGGGGAGAGGAAACUGUGAGCCACUCAGCAUCUCUGAGCACCAGCAGUGAGGGGCUGCUCUCUUUUCUUCGGCUCAUUUCUGCUUUGCCGCACGGUUUGGAAUAGAUCUGUUCAAAUUCUUACUGUUCUCACCUUUUUACUGUCCUCAAUUUAGAAUUUUUUAUUUCAAAGUGCAUUUUGCACUCCGUACGCUCGGCGGGAACUGCUGUCACCUGCUUUGCCUCGCAGGUCGCAGAGAGCUGACAAUAAGGACUGAGUAUUUCAAAGGAGACUUUCUUACGGAAUGUGUCGCAGGGAAGUUGGUGAAGAGAUGACGAGGUCUACCUCAGAAAGAAAAAAGCUGGGCAUGUACAACUAAUCAGAUGCAGAGACUGGCAUGCCAUGUAAUGUGCAAAGCUUUGUACGGAACAGUGGAUGGAAACUGAGAACAUGUGGAUUGCAGACAGGAUGCCCAGUGCAUGCUCUCCUGACGCUAUCUGAGGAGACAUCUUCAUGUAAGCAGCUAAAUACCUCUUUCGGAAAACACAGGUCUCUCCUUUUUUUACCGUGCCCUGCUUUUAAUCGAUAUAUGCAUGGUAAAGUUCAUGAAAAGUAAUUGGAUUGGAAGCAAAGAAGACCAAAGCCUUCGCUGUGGCCCCCCAGAACCUGAUCUUGAAAUUUUGAUUAGUUCCGUUUUGCCUCGCUCAGACUCCUGCAGGCUAUGAGCAGCGCUCUGUGCAGUGAUAGCUCUGGCAACUCUCAUAUGCUGUCCUGUGUUUGUCUAGAGUGUCUGUGUUUUCAUUCGGACUAUAGAAAGGGGGUCGAUUCAGUGGCCAAGAGGUGCCUAUUCCAGAAGCAAAACAGGGUGCAUGUUAUUGUUCUGUGACAAACUAAUAUGAUUGGAAUUUUUUUGAGACAUUUACAAUUCUUGAAAUACAAGUUUUGUGGGACUCAGGAGCAGGAAACCGUUUGAUCUUCAUUUCCUUAUCCAACCAUCCUGCACAUUUUACCCUUAAGAGGACAACUUAAGGAAUUGGUUGACUUCAUUGCAAUGCUGUGGACAAUUUUGCCAUCCGGCCUUCAGCACAGACAUGCAACCCUUUUGUGAUUGUUCCUGUUUCCAGCAGCCUUAGUUUGUGGAGGAAAUAUCUCUGUCUGACAAUUACUGAACUGCUCCCAAGCAUGACUGAUUUCAGAGGAGCGCAGGGCACCUUUUUUUCUUCUCCAUAUGGACUAUAUUGAUUUUUGCCAAUGCUCAUUUCAUUGAGAUCCAGCCAUGUGAAAGAUCGAGGUAAAGGGGAAAAGACAGAAGAUUGAGUUCUGCUGGAAGAGAUUACUGAGAAGGCACAGACACUGGAUCACUUUGCAGGCCAUCUGCACUGCAUUUAGGACAACGGAACCUUACCCAAGUGGACAAGGUCCAAGACAAUGAACCGGUCGGGGCUGAUCGAACCGGUCCCCACUGCGAACGGCAGCCUUAGCAGUCAAUUUAGCGUGUCCCUAAACCACUCAUGCCCCCUAAGCUGGGCACAGAAUAAGGCUGUGGAGGCUUGCGUCUUAGAGACAGCAGUCAUUGUGUUGCUGACUGUACUCAUCAUCGCCGGGAAUUUGACUGUGAUCUUUGUGUUUCAUUGUGCCCCAUUGUUACACCACUACACCACCAGCUACUUCAUCCAGACUAUGGCCUAUGCGGAUCUGUUGGUGGGGCUAAGUUGCCUGGUUCCCACCCUUUCGCUGCUCCAUUACCCAGCUGGUAUCCAAGAGCCAAUCACCUGUCAGGUGUUCAGCUACGUCAUCUCUGUGCUCAAGAGUGUUUCAAUGGCUUGUUUGGCUUGCAUUAGCAUGGACCGCUAUCUGGCUAUUACCAAACCCCUCUCCUACAACCAACUGGUAACACCCUGCCGUCUUCGAUGCUGCAUCAUACUCAUAUGGAUCUACUCUUGCAUGGUGUUUCUCCCUUCUUUUUUUGGCUGGGGUAAGCCGGGGUACCAUGGGGAUAUCUUUGAAUGGUGUGCCCACUCUUGGCCAACAUCUGCACUCUUCACUGGCUUUGUUGUUUGCCUGCUGUAUGCCCCUGCAGCCCUAGUAGUCUGUUUCACCUACUUCCACAUCUUCCGCAUCUGCCAGCAGCACAAUCGAGAGAUCAGCGAGCGUCGAGCACGCUUUCCCAGUCAAGAGAUGGAAACUGCCGAAGGCGGCAACCAAGCAGGUCAUGGGCCAGACCGACGGUAUGCUAUGGUGCUUUUUCGCAUCACCAGUGUCUUCUACAUGUUGUGGCUCCCCUACAUUUUCUAUUUCCUUCUGGAGAGCUCCCAUGUGCUGGACAGCCCUGCCCUUUCCUUUGUGACCACCUGGUUAGCAAUUAGCAACAGCUUCUGCAACUGCGUCAUUUAUAGCCUGUCCAACAGUGUAUUCCGGCUGGGGAUGCGUAGACUCUCGCAGACGCUCUGCUCCUCCUGCUCUUUCAGCCCCUGCACUCAUGAUGACAAGGACUUUAGCGAGCCAAAGCCGAGGCAGAGAGCCAACUCCUGCUCCAUCUGAAGAUCUGCAGAGGGUUGCUUGGAUCAGUCCUAAGCUGCUAAAUGUUGUUGCAAAGGAUUUGGCCCAGAUUUUAAUGUAAUUGUAACUUGUAUUGAAACUUGGUAGGUUCUUAUACAGAGAUUGAAGAAACUAUCCACAGUGAUGAUGAAGUUGUUUAGUAGUCAUGUGAUCUACAUUUCUUGUAAAUAUUAGGAAGACAUCUGCCUUGGUCCUGUAAAUACCACUGAAUGGUCACAGGCCACAACCUGUUUGACAACCUAGAGAUAUGCAGUUUAGAGCGUUUGGGAGCAAAAUAAUAACAAGACAAAGCCAGGGGGGUGGGUUCAAAGCUAGCUCUUUCUAAAUAUCGAGCACACUAUUUAGGCACAUUACCCAUGUUGCUGGUUUGGUUGUUUUGAUAUUUGUUGAGUUUUGUGUAGCAGCUGUAACUAUAAAAACAGUUGCUUUUCAAAAGAACGAGAGCUUAAAGACCUUGUUAACUAGUUAAUUUUAGCAAAGGUCUUCUCCUAGUGGCUUUUAUGGUACAGUGUGUCUUGAAUCUAAAAUAAACACAGGCAAAUCAUGUCAAAAGCGAUGUAGCAAAGGACAAACAGCUUGGUCUGUCUUUAUUUUUUCAAACUCUUCUUUCUAGAUCUGAUCUUUUUGUAGGAAAUCUUGAAAUACCACAUGCGCACAAUAUCAACAAAUGCCUGGAAUAGUUGUGGACAGUAGUUUAGAUCCCCAGUGGUGUAAAGCCUUAGCUGUUUGUAAUUAGACCUAUUUGCCUGCAGUGACCCUUUGAGAAACAUGCAACUCAGCAUGUUUUAUUUUUUAAUUUAUAUUUUUGCCAGAUCAGCUUUAACUUAACUUGACGUUCACAUUACCUUGAGCAGAGGUUUUUUUCCAACCACUUUAAUGUAUGAAUGUCCAAAACAUAUUUUCUUUGUCUUAAGUCUAUUGA